This is a messenger RNA of Plasmodium relictum, 492 nucleotides long. Its product is annotated as conserved Plasmodium membrane protein, unknown function. The record is from RefSeq and is a predicted model, not a curated record. The transcript has 9 exons. NCBI's taxonomy places the organism in Eukaryota, Apicomplexa, Aconoidasida, Haemosporida, Plasmodiidae. Bases 1 to 492 code for a protein of 163 amino acids.
AUGGAUCAAUCACAUAACAGUAUUAUUGUUGACUCUACGGAAAAAGUGACGAAUGAAAAUCAAAAUUUUUUUGGAGAGGCGGGAACAGUAAUACGUUCAAUAAUUGUAUUUGUGAACACAAUACUUAUAGCAAAUUUGUUAAUAAAUGCAAAAAUAAGUUGCGAUGGAUAUUUACGUACAUGGGUUAUAGGAGCAAUAAUUCUAAGUUUUUUUUUGUUUUCUUUUAUUAAAAGAGUUCAAAAAUUAUUAAAGGAAGAUAAAGGAUUAUUCUCCGAGGUUAUUCUAAUGUUAUUAUGCUUUUUGUGGACAUACUUUGGGACAAUUCAGAUAAAUAAAUCAAGUGCUUGCCAAAAAAAUUCUCCUUUUCUAUUUUGGACAGUAUUUACUUUAGUAACUACAAUUUGGUGUUCGAUUAUAGGAAUGAUUCUAAGUCUGAUGAUUAUAACAAUAGGAUCAUUUUUUGUCGCUAGAUCUAAAGUAGAUAAAAUGUAA